This is a messenger RNA of Xiphophorus couchianus (Monterrey platyfish), 2252 nucleotides long. Its product is annotated as flocculation protein FLO11-like. The transcript is spliced from 11 exons. Lineage: Eukaryota; Metazoa; Chordata; Actinopteri; Cyprinodontiformes; Poeciliidae. The record is from RefSeq and is a predicted model, not a curated record. The coding region runs from base 37 to 1500 and encodes 487 amino acids.
UUUCAGUUUUACUCUGCAGACUUUAACUCUGUCAACAUGUUGCCACCUGUGUUGCUGCUGCUGCUGUUAAUCAGCGGAGCUCAAGCUUCUUUUUAUGGUGUUGUCUUCAACUACGCUUUUGGAAACCUUCAGCCAAGUGGAUACGCAGUACCAUAUGACUUUAAGUUGAGCUACAACUCCUGUGAAGAGUUCAACACUCAGACUUGUAAUGGAUACUGUAAUGUACCAACUUAUUCAAUCGAUGAAAUCGGAGGUGAAUGGUGUCAGAAAGGAUAUACUGGCACUUUCUAUUAUCCAUACCUGGAUACGUUAGAUCAAUCGGUCAGUACUUCAGCCUGGACAGAAAACAGAAAUGGGAUUGUAUCAUCGAAAGCAGUUUUGCAGUUUGACUUGAGAAACCGGUCUGACAUCAACGAACCCAACUCAUCGCCCCGGACCACCAUCCUCCCUCUAGUCAGAGUUCCUUCAAACUGUCAGAGAAACAUCAACCUGCUGGUCUCUGAUCCAGAUGGAGACGACAUUAGAUGCAGAUAUGCAGCUGGAUCGGAGUGUGACAUCUGCACUCCUCCGUCUCUCCUCAGCCUCUCAUCUUCUUGUUCUCUGUCAUUCAGUCCCACUAACAGCAGCGAUGAAGGUCCAUAUGCGGUUCAGAUGGUGAUGGAGGAUUUUCCCAGGCAGAACGUCACUCUGACUAAUAGCUUUGGUUUACAAGUGAUGAAAACUGCCAGCGACUCCAUCAGCACCAUGCCUGUCCAGUUUGUUUUUAAAGUGGAUCCUGCAGCUCCAUCCUGCACAGAAGGUGAAUAUCUGCCCAGGUUUCUGCCUCCAACUCCACAGAACGGAGAUCAGAUCAACACCAACGUUAACCAGACUGUGGAAAUCAUCGUCAGAGCAGAAGCAACCCAGGCUGACACCAUGGAGCUCCUGUUCUCCGGGCCGUUCGGAUUAACCAAGAGUUCAUCAGGAUCAGGAAACUUCACCCUGACAUGGACACCAUCGCCCAGUGAAGCAGGACUGAAUCAUCAUCUCUGCUUCGUUGUCCAAGCAAAUUCCUCCGGCUCUGUUUACCAGUCUGACCUUCGAUGCGUCAUUGUGACGGCUGGGAACAGUCCAGUCACAGCUUCCCCUCCAACUACAACUACACCUCCAACUACAACUACACCUCCACAACCCACAACUACACCUCCACAACCCUCAACUACACCUCCACAACCCACAACUACACCUCCACAACCCUCAACUACACCUCCACAACCCUCAACUGCACCUCCACAACCCUCAACAACUGGACCUCCUUCAUCCUCCAACCCAAACUCAACACCAGCCUCAGAAUCAUAUUAUGUUUUGGCUCUGAGUGCAAAGCUUUCCACUUCACUGUUACUGAAGAAUGAAUCUGCAAUCAUCCUCAACCUGAUCAAAGAGGAGAUGCAAAGGCAAGGACUGCCAGCAGGAAUAAUAGUGGAGCUGCUAGGCAUUGGUGGAGUGCAAAUCGCCCCCUAGUGGAUACAAAUAAGAAUGAAUCUGAUCUUGGCUGGGAAUGUGAAAUAAAAUGUUUUCUUUAAUCUUUGAUUCAUAGAGUUAUACUUAUUUUAAUAAAUCAUAAGGAGUUGGAAUAUUCACAGUUCUUCAUUAAUUAAGGCAAACUGAGUAAAAUUAGAUUUUCAUACUCUCAGUUGGCCUCAUAAGAGCAUAAAGUAUUUUAAGAGACAGUUUCUAAAUAAACUCUUGGUUGUUAGUUUACAUAAUAAUUUGAUAACUGAGCUCUGUAACAUAGGUGUCUCCAUAUAAUCCCAGACUCACUUCAAGAUGUUAAAUUCAAAGUUUUCAGUUAUAUCAACGACUCCUUGUUCUUCUUUACGCUGGCUAUGAUUCUUGAUACUGUUGGCUGCAGGUUUUCGCUUUUUGUUUGGGUUUAGAGUAAACUGCUGAAGCAGUCAAAGGCUGUCGUAAUGUGGAAGCUAAAAAGGUGAAAGGGGAAAAGUCAUAGUUAUAAAUGAACUUGGCAAAGUCAAGCUAUAUAAAUAAACAUUAUAAUAAAGAUGCUGAAGAGUUUUGUGCUACUUAUUAGAUCUAUUCCUUUUUGCAUGGCUGUGUCUUAAUAAUUUACUGAAACCACUGCUAUGAUCACCAACCACAACCUUCGGCUGCACAGCCACAGAGUCAAAUAGGAUAGAAACAGAAUCUGUGCAAGCACUGGUGUUUUCUCUGGUUUUUUUACUUUGCUUGAGCAAUAAAAAAUUGUAACCAAAACA